AUGCCAUCAGUGCUAGGAAGUAGCUCCUGGCCUCAAACAGCUGGAUACCGCCGAUUGCAAGCACUCACGCCGUAUAUCGCACCACUGUCAUUCAACGUUCCGCCGCCGGUAGAGCAGCGAAAUGCUCUCGAUAGAAUGGCUGCGAAGCAGAUUGAACGACGUAUCAAGAAGAAAGAACAAAAGGGCUACAGCUCAGACUCCUGUUCUGGUGCAGAGUCUAGCAUCAGCUCCGACGAAGAGUCCACCCUGGUAUCUCAUGGUGAGGUCUACGGUAAACAAAAGAGAAGAGCAGACAAAGCGGAGCGCAAACGAGUAAAGAAAGAAGAGAAGAAGGCGCGAAAGGAAGAAAGGAGACCCAAGAAGCAGGACCAGAAAGGGGAAAAGGCUCAUGGUAAGAAGGGUAAGAAGUUGGAGAAGGAGCAGAAGAUGGUCGAGAAGAUGGAGUACAUCGUCAUUGAGUCGUUGGACGGGUGGAUGUAA
Messenger RNA from Alternaria infectoria, 480 nucleotides. RefSeq lists its product as uncharacterized. The transcript has 2 exons. The record is from RefSeq and is a predicted model, not a curated record. NCBI's taxonomy places the organism in Eukaryota, Fungi, Ascomycota, Dothideomycetes, Pleosporales, Pleosporaceae. Bases 1 to 480 code for a protein of 159 amino acids.